Messenger RNA from Aspergillus pseudotamarii, 1848 nucleotides. It is a transcript of the gene png1, whose product is annotated as peptide-N4-(N-acetyl-beta-glucosaminyl)asparagine amidase. The record is from RefSeq and is a predicted model, not a curated record. Gene Ontology annotation, cellular component: nucleus; cytosol. Bases 240 to 1667 code for a protein of 475 amino acids. The transcript has 2 exons. Gene Ontology annotation, molecular function: peptide-N4-(N-acetyl-beta-glucosaminyl)asparagine amidase activity. Gene Ontology annotation, biological process: glycoprotein catabolic process; protein quality control for misfolded or incompletely synthesized proteins; protein deglycosylation. Lineage: Eukaryota; Fungi; Ascomycota; Eurotiomycetes; Eurotiales; Aspergillaceae.
CCUACGGACUGACCUCACUGACCAUCAUUCUUCUUACUUGACCUACACAACUGACUCGACCCAACAACAUCCACGCUCACCCUUUUCCCAUCCUUCAUUCUCUCUUUCUCAUUUCGAUAAGAGAGAAAAGGAUUAUCAACAUUCAUCAUCGAAGGGAGUCAUUGAGGAUUUAUUCAACCUGGAGUGUCAAGUCCGACCGAUCGCCGUUGGUGCCCUUCACCCCCCUACUACACACCACCAUGGCCGACAGCAUACACCACUCACAACGGGCGCAAGGCUCGAACAACUUUGAUGCCUCCGAGCUCACCAACGCUUUCGAGCAACUGAUGCGUAAUAAGAGAUUCCAUCGUCUCCAGGAACACUCGAGGGCUCGAACUCAUUCUCCAUCGCCGUCUCCGUCUCAGGUGUCUUCGCCUGGGCCUUACGCACCACCUCAUCCCUCGCGAGCACCACCACCACCUCCGCCAACCGCAACACCUUUUCAGCCACCCCAAUACCCACCACAACCGCAACAAUACCCAUCAACUCAAUCUCCAAUGCUGCAAGGGCUACCAAUUGUUCCAUCACCGCCGCAGGAUCAAGCGUCGUUGAAAUUCCGCAAUCUCCUCCACGUCCUGUCUGUAACACCGACCAAAUAUGAGAAUCCCGGUCUUCUCGAUGAAGCCCUCUCCCUUAUCCCACUCGAUCGGUUAUAUUCAGAGGCAGAGGAGGAGAGUCAGAUCUUGCAGGCACAGGCGGCUAGCGUUGGUGGCAGGCCCGAAUGGGGAUACCAAGAUUGUGUUAUCCGGUCUCUCUUGAGAUGGUUCAAAGGGUCGUUCUUCCAAUUCGUCAACAACCCCCCUUGCUCACGGUGCUUUCGGCCUACAAUUGCCCAGGGCAAUACACCACCUUUACCCGAUGAGACCGCCCGCGGUGCAACACGAGUAGAACUUUACCGAUGCUCUGAAAUGUCUUGCGGCGCCCACGAGAGAUUCCCUCGCUACUCUGAUGUUUGGCAACUACUACAAAGCCGCCGGGGCCGUGUAGGGGAAUGGGCCAAUUGUUUCAGCAUGUUCUGCAGAGCCCUUGGUGGCCGUGUACGAUGGGUAUGGAAUUCAGAGGACUACGUCUGGACUGAAGUAUACUCUGAACAUCAGAGGCGCUGGGUGCAUGUAGAUGCCUGUGAGGGGGCAUGGGAUCAGCCCCGUCUCUACGCUGAAGGUUCGUGUUCCACAAUCGAUUGCUCGGCUUUCAAACUAACGGUUGUUCCAGGCUGGGGCCGAAAGAUGUCCUAUUGCAUUGCAUUCUCAAUUGAUGGCGCCACCGAUGUCACCCGCCGAUAUGUACGAAGCCCGGCGAAGCAUGGAGCAUCACGGAACCGCGCUCCUGAAGAGGUCGUGCAUUGGGUGAUUCUGGAAAUCCGAAGGAAGCGUCGGGAGAACCUCUCCAAGACCGACCAAAAGCGUCUGAUGAAGGAGGAUGAGCGCGAGGAAAAAGAACUUCGCCAUUACACAGCUUCUGCCCUUGCUGCAGAGUUGAACAACCUUCUCCCGCAGAACCAAACAACCGGCAGAUUGGACGAGCAAAAGACUCCUGUCUCGCGGCAGGAGGCAGCUGCAGAGUGGCUUGCUGCUAGACAAAGAAACUCUGGCCAUUCUGGUCCUGAUCACUCUCAGGGUGGACGGUAGCACUGCAUCUAUUUCAGAGGGUCUACAACCAACUCAUCGUCUUGCGAACCGUCGCCCAGGCUCAAUCCACUGACGGCCGAUUGACAACCAACACGAGAUCUCCGACCGAUAAGACACAACGUGAUCAAUGUGCUUCGAUGCUUGACUUUCGAUAAAUGCACGAUACACGAUGGAUUCAGCU